GGCUGACUUCCGCAAUCCUGAUGGAAUAAAUCUAGCACCCCUGGUCUUCCGCCCACAUUAGCCACACUUUGUGCCGGAAAGGAGCCCAGACGCGAUUCCCAACUUCAGGAUGUGGGGGCUCAAGGUUCUGCUGCUACCGGUGGUGAGCUUUGCUCUGUACCCUGAGGAGAUGCUGGAUACUCAGUGGGAGCUAUGGAAGAAGACAUAUGGGAAGCAGUAUAACAGCAAGGUGGAUGAAAUCUCUCGGCGUUUAAUUUGGGAAAAGAACCUGAAGUAUAUUUCCAUCCAUAACCUUGAGGCCUCUCUCGGUGUCCAUACAUAUGAACUGAGCAUGAACCACUUGGGAGACAUGACCAGUGAAGAAGUAGUUCAGAAGAUGACUGGGCUCAAAGUACCUCCCUCUCAUUCCCACAGUAAUGACACCCUCUACAUCCCAGACUGGGAAGGCAGGGCUCCUGAUUCUGUUGACUACCGAAAGAAGGGCUAUGUUACUCCUGUCAAAAACCAGGGUCAGUGUGGUUCCUGUUGGGCUUUCAGCUCUGUGGGUGCCCUGGAGGGCCAACUCAAGAAGAAAACGGGCAAACUCUUAAAUUUGAGUCCCCAGAACCUGGUGGAUUGUGUAUCUGAGAACAACGGCUGUGGAGGAGGCUACAUGACCAACGCUUUCCAGUACGUGCAGGAGAACCGGGGCAUUGACUCUGAAGAUGCCUACCCGUAUGUGGGCCAGGACGAAAGCUGUAUGUACAACCCAACAGGCAAGGCAGCCAAAUGCCGAGGAUACAGAGAGAUCCCUGUGGGCAACGAGAAGGCACUGAAGAGAGCGGUGGCCCGUGUGGGACCUGUCUCCGUGGCCAUCGAUGCAAGCCUGACCUCCUUCCAGUUCUACAGCAAGGGCGUGUAUUACGAUGAAAGCUGCAAUGGUGAUGAUCUGAACCACGCACUGCUGGCCGUGGGAUAUGGGAUCCAGAGGGGAAAGAAGCACUGGAUACUUAAAAACAGCUGGGGAGAAAACUGGGGAAACAAAGGCUACGUUCUCUUGGCUCGAAACAAGAAUAAUGCAUGUGGCAUUGCCAACCUGGCCAGCUUCCCCAAGAUGUGACUGCAGCCAACCAGCCUCCUCCUGCGCUUGUGUUCCUCCUUGAUGGUGUAGUGUCAUGAUGUACCGUCGAAGGGAGCUGUGUACCAUUCUCGAAACAGAUGCGGCAACACUGAGACUCUGUUUCAUUCUUCGUUCACUGGUGCUUCAAGUGAUGCCCACUACUUUCCUUCUGUCCCUCCGAGGCCCUUUUCUCUGGGGCCACGUGCAGGAUUUCCCUGAGAGGUGUGGGCGCAUGGCUAAGAGAGUGACCAUAGCCCUCCCUGACUAUGUUGUCCUGGGGUUGACGCUGUGCAUGUCUUCCAGCGGGCUAGAUUCUGGUGCAUUAGGACUACUUAGCUUUAAGUACCCUGGAAAACUAGGGUGACCUGCUUUCAUGGUUUUUGAGUUUCCUUCCAUAUCCUCAAGGUAGAAAUUUCUGUGUUUUCCACUCGAGUUCACAAAUGUAUUUGUAAGUCUUUGGUGCAAAUUCACAUGAUAGAAGAAAUUUUUUUUCCUUCUUUGCACUUUUGAAAUAAAGUAUUUAUCUCUUGUCUACAGCGUAAUAAACAGCAUUUAGUACA
Messenger RNA from Chinchilla lanigera (long-tailed chinchilla), 1659 nucleotides. It is a transcript of the gene Ctsk, whose product is annotated as cathepsin K. Gene Ontology annotation, biological process: immune response. Gene Ontology annotation, molecular function: cysteine-type endopeptidase activity. The record is from RefSeq and is a predicted model, not a curated record. The coding region runs from base 110 to 1099 and encodes 329 amino acids. The transcript has 8 exons. NCBI's taxonomy places the organism in Eukaryota, Metazoa, Chordata, Mammalia, Rodentia, Chinchillidae. Gene Ontology annotation, cellular component: lysosome.